Drechmeria coniospora is the source of this 657-nucleotide messenger RNA. RefSeq lists its product as uncharacterized. The record is from RefSeq and is a predicted model, not a curated record. The transcript has 4 exons. Lineage: Eukaryota; Fungi; Ascomycota; Sordariomycetes; Hypocreales; Ophiocordycipitaceae. The coding region runs from base 1 to 657 and encodes 218 amino acids.
AUGUCAGCUACCGGAAGCUUGUCACGAGAGGCCUACCUGGCGACAGGCAUACCGCUGAUAGUUGUGUGCGCCGGCUUCGUGACGGUACGAUGUCUCAUGAGCAUCCGAGGAGUUAGAAAGCUGGUCAUCGACGACUACUUUUCCAUCGUCGCUCUUUUACUUGUCAUCGUUGCCUUUUCCCUCAACGACGUCAUUAUCAGACUCAUCAUCGCUUUUAUGCUGUGGACGACGAAAGCACCCAUUCUCGUCGUGUACGUCAAAUUAUUCGGAGUCAAGAAAUGGAUUGUCCAUUCGUGCUACGCAGGCCUCGCCUUGUCUGGCGCCGCCUACAUGUGUGCCAUGGCGCCGACUUUCCUGCGUUGCCACCCGGGCACCGAUGACACGACGAUGUUGCAUCUCGGACACUGCGUCACGGGGACGACUCUUACAGGCGUCAUCUCGGGUUUCGUUGCGCUCGUGCAAGACAUGGUCAUUCUGGUGCUGCCCAUGCCCUGCAUAUACAAUCUUCACCUCGCCCCGGGGAAGAAGUUGGCGGUCGGUGCCGUCUUUUGCUCCGGAUUUCUUGCCAUCGCUGCCUCCGUCGUGUCGCUAUACUUUAAGUUUCGAGCCUACAGGGGCGAGCGGUCCGACACGUUGGCGACGAUGUUGUGCGCGUAA